Molecule: messenger RNA, 2571 nt
Organism: Peronospora belbahrii
Lineage: Eukaryota; Oomycota; Peronosporomycetes; Peronosporales; Peronosporaceae
Source: the annotation of a GenBank genome assembly
AUGGAUACACAAGAACAGCAAGAACAGCAGCAAGAACAGCUACAGCAACAGCACAGUACGAAACAGUUACAGGAAAUAUUUCAAACAACGUAUAGACGUUAUUUAUCCCAAGGUUUGGAUUCGAAUGAUGCAGUAGCACGAACGUUAUUGGCACUCCAACAUGUUUCAACUAAAAUCGAUGAAGAAGAAAAAGACGACGAUGUAGUCAAUUAUAAUCAUCAUCGUACCGUAUCAGAUGAUGUAAAAAUGGAAGAAUCAGAGGAAGAAUCAGAAGAUAUUGAUAUGAAGACGUUAAAGGAGACAGGAAUUGUGUCAACGUCUGAAGUAGCAAGUGAGUUGGCUACUUCAAGUCUUACGGAAUCAUCAAUGACUACUGCUGCGACAAGCACAAAUCGGACAAGAACUGUACCUGUAGAAACAAACCGAGUCUUAACCUCAAGUGGUGAUGAUAUGACAGCAAGGACUUGUAUUCAUCAACCCAUGGGAACGCAGCUAGAAAAUGCGUUAGAGCUGGCGAUAGAGACAAAGGCGUAUCGAAUCGUCAAGAGACUUGUGUAUCAAGUAUUUUCAGAUCCAGAUACACUCAAUGCUGCAUUUAUCAGUGGAAAUACAACGGAAGAAGAAGAUAGACAGGCAAAAUGGUGGCGCAUUGAUCGAGACAAGAUGACACGAGUGUUUACACUACUGAAUACUGCUAUGCUAGGUGCUGACCGGGAAGCGAUGCAAAACACCUUUCGAAACGCACUAGAGAUGCUGAUUACACAGCCCUGGAAUGUUUGCUCAACCUGGCAUUCUCCACGUACAUUGCGUUUUUUUCUCAUAAUGUUUGAACACCCGUCAAUGUUUGACCCAGACUACUUGAAUGUCCUGGGUGGGCUUUGCAGACUCUUUUAUUACUUGCCUGAAGAUGCGAAGGCUCUUGUUCGCACUCAGUGGUCAACUUUCUUCACAGCGGACGAGCUACAUCGACUGUUGGACAUGCUUCAACAAGCAAUCACUGUGUGUCUUUAUGGCUCGCGCAAAAUGGAUCUCGUGUAUGCAGCUUGUGGCGUGCUUGCGCAGCUCCAGAUUGUAAACCGCGAGCGGGCAAAUGGCCAUGAGCCGUUUGCCGCAUAUCAUGAGUUUUACAAUGACGCUGUAAAUUCAGAGGUAGACAUUGCGCAGGACUAUUCGCGCUCCAUUAUCUUUUGGAAGAAACGCCGUUCUGCCCUGCCUUCUGCUCGUCGUCUGGAGCAGGGGGAGAUUCAACGACGUUAUCAGCAGAGUGAAGGAGAUGCUGUGACUGAGCGUGAGCGUGUGGACAAUGCGAGAAGACAAGAAGAUGCUAGACGAAACGCUGAAUCCAUGCCGGAGCGCAUGCUUUCGGAAAUGUCGUUUUGUGAUUUUCCUUUUGUUUUGGAUGCGGGUUCCAAAAGCAAAGUGCUGCAAAUUGACUCCGAUCUCGAGCAGCGUGCACGUGCGCAAGAUGCCGUACUGUCUCACUCUGUAUUGCUGUCGGAACGUGCACAAUCACCUUACUUGGUACUAAAAGUGCGACGUGAAAAUAUCGUAGAGGACGCAAUGCAGCAGUUGGUUCAUUUAUCUUCGUCCGCGGAGACGCUGAAGAAGCCUCUUAAGGUUAAGUUUGUGGGCGAAGAAGGCGUUGAUGAGGGUGGUGUACAGAAAGAGUUUUUCCAAAUCCUCAUUCGACAGCUACUGGAUCCGGCCUAUGGUAUGUUCACGUACGAUAAGGAAACACAUACAUUGUGGUUUAACUGCGACUCACUGGAAGCCACGAUGGAGUUUGAGCUCAUUGGUACGCUGCUAGGUCUUGCCAUUUACAACGCUGUCAUUCUGGACGUUAGCUUUCCUCACAUUGUGUACAAGAAAAUCAUGGGCUGCACACUUGGACUGGAAGAUCUGGAGUUAGCAAUGCCUGAUCUCGGACGUGGUCUACGUCAGAUGUUGAAAUUUCAGGGUGACGUAGAAGGAGUUUAUCAGCGUAGUUUUGAGUACUCGUAUGAAAUGUUUGGCAAGGUGAAGACGGUGGAGCUUAAGCCAAGAGGCAGCUCGAUUUCAGUGACCAAUGACAAUUGUGACGAGUACGUAGCUCUAUACGUAGACUAUGUGCUGAACAAGUCGGUCUCUCGACAAUACGCUGCCUUUCACCGCGGCUUCCACCAGGUUUGUAACCAUGAGGUCCUAAGCAUGUUCCGGUGGGAAGAGUUGCAGUUGCUGAUCUGUGGCAGCAGCGACCUGGACUUUGAGGCUCUUGAGGAAGCUACGCAUUACGAAGAUGGAUUUGCAAAAGACAGCGAAAUCAUUCGAGAUUUCUGGGUCAUCGUUCACGCGCUUUCGCUAGAGGACAAGAAGAAACUGCUCCGAUUCGUUACAGGUAGUGAUCGCAUACCUAUUCGAGGCCUUUCAAACCUUGUGUUUGUCAUCUCGCGUAACGGCCCAGACUCGGGUCGCCUUCCUACAGCGCAUACCUGCUUUAACCACCUGCUACUACCAGAGUACAACAGCCGCGAGAAGCUCAAAGAGCGUCUGUUGUUAGCGCUCAAUCAGGCCGAAGGCUUUGGACUACGGUGA